Molecule: messenger RNA, 324 nt
Organism: Rangifer tarandus platyrhynchus (Svalbard reindeer)
Lineage: Eukaryota; Metazoa; Chordata; Mammalia; Artiodactyla; Cervidae
Source: the annotation of a GenBank genome assembly
AUGUUUGUCCAAGGGCAAGCACCGCAGCAAAGCAUCCCAGGCCCCAGGUCGCAGCCUGUCCGCCUCCCGGUGUCACAGACCGUCACCGUCUACACCCGCACAGCGCCCCGUGCUUUCCCCAGGCGGGCAGUCCAUUCUGCCCUGCAGAGCUGGCCGUCUCUUCUCCUUGGAUUUGAUGACCUGUGCGGGGAGGAGGCACGCGGGGCGGAGCGGGGGCGCAGCGUCAGAGCCGAGAGCUGCCGUGAGAACCGCUCGCCGGCCGCGCCUCCCACCGCCGGCGGCGCUCCGUCACCCCGGGAGCGCUUCCGGCGCUGUUCCCCAUAA